ACUAUUUUGUUGACGAAUGUUUUAAGAUAAAUUACAUCUUCAAUUGACAUAAUAUGUACACAAAAUAAUAAUAAAUAUAAAACUAGAAUAGCACACAAUGCUAAUAGCUUUUAAUAAAAAGCAUUUGAUAACUAUUUAUUUAACAGUUUUGAGGCCGUAUCUAAUUUUCGCCAACAACAUGUCCUCUGGUAUAGUAGAUGCCGAUAAAUACUCCGUAGCUUAUGUCACAGUCCCAAGCACAGAUGUUGGUAAAACAAUUGGACACGGCCUGGUGAAGAACAAAUUAGCUGCAUGUGUUAACAUUAUUCCCCAAGUGACAUCUAUUUAUGAGUGGAAGAAUGAAAUUAAUGAGGAUAGCGAGGCACUGUUAAUGAUAAAAACACGCACAUCUCUGGUCGACCAACUUACGGAAUUUGUCCGCUCGAACCAUCCCUAUGAGGUUUGUGAAGUCAUUUCUUUACCAAUCCAAAAUGGAAACCCGCCUUAUUUAAAAUGGAUUGGCGAUACUGUUCCUGAGAAACAGUAAUAAUAUAAUAUAAUAUGUAUAGUAUUAGAGGAGAUUUUUUUUUUAUAAUUUAUGUCUGUUUAGCUAUUUUGUCGAUAUAUUAACCAUAUAUAAGUAUAAUUUAUAGUGAAAUAAUACGAAUAUUGUACUAUUACGUAGAUGGUAAUAAAAAAAAUGCAGUUUAUUUAAAAUUAUCUAUCGCCAUUACUGAUAUAUGCAGUGAAUCUUUAAAAUUUAGGUUGAAUAAAAAAUGUUAUAG
Zerene cesonia (dogface butterfly) is the source of this 764-nucleotide messenger RNA. Its product is annotated as protein CutA homolog. The transcript is spliced from 3 exons. Gene Ontology annotation, biological process: response to metal ion. Bases 98 to 526 code for a protein of 142 amino acids. The record is from RefSeq and is a predicted model, not a curated record. Gene Ontology annotation, molecular function: copper ion binding. Lineage: Eukaryota; Metazoa; Arthropoda; Insecta; Lepidoptera; Pieridae.